AGAGAAAAAAAAAAAAGACGGCCAAGGGCGAGUUGCUAACUCGGUAAGCCAUCGGCGAUGACUAGAGGAUCCGAUCCGAAACCGAAAUGUUUGAUUUUUCUUCGAUCGGAACCCUAGGUCCCAUCUAAAUCUUAUAACCGAAGCAAUCAAUUCGGUCAAAAUCUUCUUUCCCCCAAAUGCCAUAAUUUAUCACCUCCUUCUCUUUCCCGGAAAUUUCAGUGUCUGAUGUAUGGCUCUAUUUCUUUUCUUCUAGGAUCUUAUAUUACGCCGAUCUUCUGAAUCAGACACUGUAAUCUUCUGCGCCUGCUGGGAUUAUUUGCAAACGGGAGAGGGGGAAGGUUCAAAUUUUGAGGGUUUCUUAUCAUUUUUUUUUUUGUACAGAUUGCAUAGGUCUUGCAACAGUUGUACAACGGUCUUUAUUGAUUUGUGUUCGUCUUGUUCAUACACAAACCACAAUCUCGAAUUUGCUCCAGGGUUUUCAUUACUUGUUCUUUGAUGUUAUUGGUUACGAUGCAAUCCAAACUCUCGGUUGCUCCAGCAAUUGAUUUGAUCCCAAACCUUAAACCUCCUCACAGAACUUUGCGUUUUCACCAAAUCUUAGUUUUAAUCAUCACCUUCUUUGCAUAUGCGUCCUUCCACGCCUCGAGGAAACCUCCGAGCAUCGUUAAGAGCGUGCUUGGACCAACAAUACAGCUAAAUUCGUCAAGCAUUUUGUUGAAUUCGACUUCAAUUGAGUCUGGUUUGUCCUCAAAUGGAACUGGGUGGGUUCCUUUUAACGGCCCUGAUGGCACCCAGUUGCUCGGGGAGCUUGAUCUUGCAUUUCUUUCUGCGUAUUCCCUUGGAAUGUAUUUUGCAGGACAUGUUGGUGACCGGAUCGACUUGAGGUUAUUUCUUGUUUUUGGGAUGAUGGGUAGUGGUAUUUUUACGAUACUAUUCGGGCUAGGAUACUGGCUAAAUCUUCAUGUAUUGUGGUUUUUCGUUAGUGUUCAGAUUGUUUGUGGUCUAUUUCAGUCAAUUGGAUGGCCAUGUGUGGUGGCAAUUGUAGGAAAUUGGUUUGGGAAAGCAAAGAGGGGACUGAUAAUGGGGAUUUGGAAUUCACAUACUUCGGUUGGUAACAUCAUCGGGUCGAUUGUGGCUUCUGGGAUUUUGGAAUUUGGAUGGGGUUGGUCCUUUGUGGUGCCUGGAGCUUUGGUGAUUUUCGUCGGCAUUUUGGUGUAUCUGUUCCUAGUUGUAAGUCCAGAAGACAUUGGAUUUGAAACCUCUGUUAACGAGACUGAAUUGAACACAGAGGUGAAUCCAGUUGAAAAAUUGGUGAAUCCAGUUGAAAAAUUGGAGAACUCGGUGGAAAAAUUGGAGAAUGCAGAUUCAGAGGAAGCAGUGCUGCUUGAUGUUCAUGUUGAGGAUUCAGAUUCUCUUGUUGUUAAUGUUGAGGAUUCAGAUUCUAUGGCAGCGAUUGGUUUCUUGGAGGCAUGGAGGUUACCGGGUGUUGCACCAUUUUCCUUUUGUCUAUUCUUCUCGAAGCUGGUUGCUUACACUUUUCUCUACUGGUUGCCCUUUUACAUCAGGCACACAGCUGUUGCUGGUGUGCACUUAUCUCAUAAAAUGGCUGGCAUCCUCUCAACGGUUUUCGAUGUCGGAGGUGUCUGUGGUGGAAUAUUAGCCGGAUUAAUCUCCGAUUUGAUUGAUGCUCGUGCAGUUACUUCAGUAACAUUCCUGCUACUCUCAAUCCCUGCUCUAGUUCUCUAUCGUGCUUUUGGGAGCAUUUCCACAGUCGCCAACAUCUGUUUGAUGUUUCUUUCGGGAUUACUCGUCAAUGGCCCAUACUCGCUUAUUACAACAGCCGUUGCAGCUGAUCUCGGCACCCAGAGUUUGAUUGGAGGAAAUUCCCGAGCUCUAGCAACGGUGACCGCGAUCAUAGAUGGCACUGGGUCUGUUGGGGCAGCUCUUGGCCCUCUAAUGGCAGGAUAUGUUUCCAGUAGAGGAUGGAACAGUGUCUUUUUCAUGCUGAUUCUUUCCAUCUUCUUUGCCGCUCUCUUCUUGGUUCGUUUAGCGAAAACCGAGAUCAAAGGAAAGUUGAACGAAGGACGAUGGUUUUCCAAUAGCGAGACCCAGCUACAGUGAAUUAAGAUCAUCUAAAAGGAGAUUUUGAUAUUCUGUUUACAGUUUAGAUCAGUGGAUUUAUCAUUUCUGAUAGAAAGUACAUUGACAUUUUUUCCUUUUUUUUUUCGGGGUAUUUGUAUAUCUUUGUAUCCUAUUCAUUUAUACUCCUUAGAAAUAUUCAUGUACCAUACACCACAGUAAUUGAGCGUAGAAUACAAACAAUAUUCA
Molecule: messenger RNA, 2328 nt
Organism: Momordica charantia (bitter melon)
Lineage: Eukaryota; Viridiplantae; Streptophyta; Magnoliopsida; Cucurbitales; Cucurbitaceae
Gene: G3PP5
Product: Major facilitator superfamily protein
Biological process (GO): transmembrane transport
Cellular component (GO): endoplasmic reticulum membrane
Molecular function (GO): transmembrane transporter activity
Source: RefSeq, a predicted model, not a curated record